GACAGCUUGACAGCCUGUCGUACCUUGUGAGGGUCACUAUGGUUCUGGUUCGUGUUUGAGACUCUUGGAGGUCCUGAUGUUCAGGCUGGUGCUCCGGAGGUUCAGCGGGUCUCCUCUCCUCCUCUCUGCCCACUCAUGUCGCUCCUUCAGCGGCUCUCCUCCUCCAGAGAUGCCCGCUGCUCUGGUCCGCAGCACCUUCCUGGACUUCUUCCGGGACCAGCACGGACACCAGCUGGUCCCGUCCUCUCCAGUCCGGCCCAGAGGAGACCCCAGCCUGCUGUUCGUCAACGCCGGCAUGAACCAGUUUAAACCCGUCUUCCUGGGUACCGCUGACCCUCGUAGUGAGAUGUCUUCGUAUCAAAGAGUCGUCAACACUCAGAAGUGCGUUCGAGCCGGAGGGAAACACAACGACCUCGACGACGUCGGACGAGACGUUUAUCAUCACACAUUCUUUGAGAUGCUCGGGAACUGGUCCUUUGGAGACUACUUUAAGGAGGAGGCGUGCUCUAUGGCGUGGAGCCUCCUCACAAUGCAUUAUGGGAUACCUGCAGACAGACUGUACGUGUCGUACUUUGCUGGAGACGCUGCAUCUGGUUUACCUGCUGACGAGGAGACUCGACUCAUCUGGCUGGAGAUCGGGGUUCCUCCGGGUCGCCUCCUGCCGUUCGGCCUGAAGGAGAACUUCUGGGAGAUGGGGGACUCUGGUCCAUGUGGUCCCUGCACCGAGAUCCACUACGACCACGUGGGGGGACGGAACGCCGCGGCGCUCGUCAACGCCAACAGUCCUGAAGUGGUGGAGAUCUGGAACCUGGUCUUCAUGCAGUACAACAGGGAGGUGGACCACAGUCUGCAGCAGCUUCCCCGGUUCAGUGUGGAUACUGGGAUGGGACUAGAGAGACUGGUGAGCGUCCUGCAGGGUAAAAGAUCAAACUACGACACGGACCUGUUCACUCCACUGCUGCACGCCAUACACCAGAGGUCGAAGGUGAGGCCGUACGGUGGGCGGACGGGCUCGGCGGACCAGAUGAAGGUGGACACGGCGUACCGAGUGGUGGCCGACCACAUCCGCACUCUUUCGGUCUGCAUCGCCGACGGAAUUCAUCCAGGCAUGUCGGGAGCAGAGUUGGUGUUGAGGAGGGUUCUGCGGCGGGCGGUUCGGUUCUGCGUCGAGGUCCUUCAGGCUCCUCAGGGAGUGCUGGCCAGCCUGGUUCCUACCGUCACGCACAGCCUGGGUGACGUGUAUCCAGAGCUGCACAGGGAGGCAGACGGGAUCCAGGACGUCAUCAACGAGAACGAGGCUCACUUCCUGUCGUCUCUGCAGCAGGGCAGCAGGCUGAUCCACCGGACGCUCCUCAGAAAGGACUACAAACAUGGAGUCUUCUUCCCAGCCUCGGUGGCCUGGUCUCUGCACAGGGACCUGGGUUUUCCUCUGGACCUGGUGGACCUGGUGUUGGAGGAGAGGGGGGUCCAGGUGGACCGCGAGGAGCUGGACCGACUGGUGGCAGAGAACCAGAAGGUGACGUCCGGUCUUCAGUCAGGUGAUCAGUCUCGGUUGAUGUUGGACGUCCUCAGCCUGGCAGACCUGCAGCGUCUCGGUGUCCCUCCCACUGACGACAGUCUCAAAUACCAGUACAGACUGGACAAGGACCGAUACGUGUUCCCAGCAUGCAGUGCAACUGUCGUGGCUCUGUAUGACGGUCAGACUCUGGUGUCAGAGGUCACUGAGGGUCAGCGUUGUGGAGUCAUUUUGGAUCAGACCUGCUUCUACUCUGAGCAAGGGGGGCAGUCACAAGACCGGGGCUACUUCACCCGAGACGGAUCACAGGACGUCCUGUACCCGGUGGAGGCCGUGAUCCUGGCAGGGGGGUACGUGGUCCAUCAGGUGACUGCUGCUGACAACCUGAAGACCGGAGACCAGGUCCAGCUACACCUGGACCAGGUCCACAGAUUGUCCUGUAUGGUGAAUCACACGGCGACUCACAUCCUAAACUUUGCUCUGAGGACAGUUUUGGGUCGUUGGGUUCAUCAGAGAGGAUCUCAUGUGUCAGCUGAGAGGCUUCGCUUCGACUUCAGUGUCAAGAGUUCUCUGGACGUUUCUCAGCUGCAGCAGGUAGACAGGUGUGUUCAUGACAUCAUCUCAGCCAAUCACAUCGUCCACAGCCAGGAGCUUCCUCUGCAGGAGGCCAGGAGGAUCAAGGGACUGAGGACAGUGGACGAGGUGUAUCCGGACCCUGUUCGGGUGGUGUCUGUGUCUGUAGCGGUCUCUGAACUGGAUGAUGAGACGGACAGAGAGACGUCUGUUGAGCUCUGCUGUGGGACUCACCUGCUGCAGACCGGCGCCAUCGAGGAUCUGCUGAUCGUGUCUGAGAGACAGAUGGUGAAAGGAAUCAGUCGCAUCAUCGCUGUGACGGGACGGGAGGCCAAACAGGCUCGUGAGGAGGGUCACAUGUUGUCUCAGGAUGUGGACUCUCUGUCAGCCAGACUGACAGGCUCCGCCCCCUCCGGCCUAGACGCCGCCCAGCGUCUCGCCAAGGAGGUCGGGGUCCUCUCUGAUGCUGUAGAUAACACCCCCAUCCCUCAGUGGCAACGCAGAGAUCUGCAGAGUCGACUCCGAGCUCUGCAGAGGACCAGUAACACUACAGUCAGGAAACUGGAGACUAGAGAGGCUGCGGUGAAAGCUCAGGCUCUGCUGGAAAAGAACGGCUGGAAGAACCUACAGGUGGAUUCUGUGGAGACGGACUCUCUGUCGAUUCUGAUGAAGACGGUGAAUCAGCUGAGCGCUGCGGUUCCUCGCAGUCAUGUGAUGCUACUCGCUCACCAAAAGCAUUCUGGGAAGGUUCUGUGUGCCUGUCAGGUCCCUAAGGACUCGGCGGCCCUGUCGGCGUCUGAUUGGGCGGCGGCGGUGUGUCGUCACCUCGGGGGGGGUGCCGGGGGCUCUGUGCUGGUUGCCAAGGGAACGGGAAGCAGCGGUGACAUCACAGAGGCUCUGAGGUGGGCGGAGGAGUUUGCUCGCCAGGAAACACAACGAUGAUGUCACAAAGUGAGAGAUGACAUCACAGGGCACAGCUUGGGAGGGGCGGGGCUUCCCUUUGCUGCUGUCAGUCACUGAAGGGCUUUCAUGAACUGUUAACAAAGCUAACCAUUAGCAUGCUAACAUGUAGUUUGUGCUGCUAUCGUACUAAAGGCACAGGUGACUGUGAGGCCCCGCCCGGGACAGGUGUGAAGGUGUAUUAUUUAUAACUGAUAUUUUAUAAAUCUGAACUUUACAUAUUGUUUUACAAUAAAUCACUGCUCACUCAUUCA
Messenger RNA from Anarrhichthys ocellatus (wolf-eel), 3303 nucleotides. RefSeq names its product alanyl-tRNA synthetase 2, mitochondrial (putative) (gene aars2). Lineage: Eukaryota; Metazoa; Chordata; Actinopteri; Perciformes; Anarhichadidae. Gene Ontology annotation, cellular component: cytoplasm; mitochondrion. The record is from RefSeq and is a predicted model, not a curated record. Gene Ontology annotation, biological process: alanyl-tRNA aminoacylation. Gene Ontology annotation, molecular function: nucleic acid binding; aminoacyl-tRNA deacylase activity; alanine-tRNA ligase activity.